AUGGGGACUGGAAACUACACAGCUGUGACAGAGUUUAUUAUUUUGGGGUUAACAGAGGAUACUACAGUUUGUGCUAUUUUAUUUAUUGUGUUUCUAGGAAUCUGUGUUGUCACCUUAAUGGGUAAUGUCAGCAUAAUCAUGUUAAUCAGAAGGAGUCCUCAUCUUCAUGCACCCAUGUAUCUUUUCCUCUGCCAUUUGGCCUUUGUAGACAUUGGGUACUCCUCAUCGGUCACACCUGUCAUGCUCAGGGGCUUCCUCAAGAAAGGAGCCUCUGUCCCUGCUACUGGCUGUGUGGCCCAGCUCUGUUCUGUGGUGAUGUUUGGGACAGCCGAGUGCUUCCUGCUGGCUGCCAUGGCCUACGACCGCUACGUGGCCAUCUGCUCUCCCCUGCUCUACUCCACCCACAUGUCCCCCAGAGUCUGCAUCAUCUUAGUGGGAACUUCCUACCUGGGGGGAUGUGUGAAUGCUUGGACAUUCAUUGGCUGCUUAUUAAGUCUGACCUUCUGUGGGCCAAAUAAAGUUAAUCACUUUUUCUGCGACUAUUCACCACUUUUGAAGCUUUCUUGUUCUCAUGAUUUUACUUCUGAAAUAAUUCCAGCCAUCUCCUCUGGCUCCAUCAUUGUGGUCACUAUUUUUGUCAUAGCCGUCUCUUACAUCUACAUCCUUAUCACCAUCCUGAAGAUGCGCUCCACUGAGGGGCGCCACAAGGCCUUCUCCACCUGCACCUCCCACCUCACUGCGGUCACUCUGUUCUAUGGGACCAUUACAUUCAUUUAUGUGAUGCCCAAGUCCAGCUACUCGACUGACCAGAACAAGGUGGUGUCUGUGUUCUACACGGUGGUGAUCCCCAUGUUGAACCCCCUCAUCUACAGUCUCAGGAACAAGGAAAUCAAGGGGGCUCUGAAAAGACAGCUUGGAAGAAAAAUAUUUUCUUAA
Messenger RNA from Propithecus coquereli (Coquerel's sifaka), 936 nucleotides. Its product is annotated as olfactory receptor 5P3. The transcript has a single exon. Gene Ontology annotation, biological process: sensory perception of smell; G protein-coupled receptor signaling pathway. NCBI's taxonomy places the organism in Eukaryota, Metazoa, Chordata, Mammalia, Primates, Indriidae. Gene Ontology annotation, cellular component: membrane. The record is from RefSeq and is a predicted model, not a curated record. Gene Ontology annotation, molecular function: olfactory receptor activity; G protein-coupled receptor activity; odorant binding. The coding region runs from base 1 to 936 and encodes 311 amino acids.